AUGGCUUCAAAGAAGUGGAUUUACGGAUUUUUACGUAGGCAUACAAAUAUUUCCUUGAGGAAACCUGAAGCCACAUCCUAUGCUAGAGCUACAGGUUUCAAUAAACAAGCAGUUCGAAGUAUUUUCAAGAAUCUUGAAAAUAUUUAUGUGAAAUAUAAACUUACUCCAAAUCGCAUUUGGAAUGUGGACGAAACUGGUGUGACGACCGUCCAGAAGUUAUCAAAAGUUCUCGCGCAGAAGGGCAAGAAGCAGGUUGGUGGGCUAACGAGUGCAGAAAGGGGACUAAAUGUUACUAUUGUGGCUUCUAUGAGCGCAAGCGGAAAUUUUUUGGCACCAGCUUUCAUUUUUCCCAGAAAGAGAAUAAAACCCGAACUCAUGGACAAUACACCUAAUGGAAGUCCAGCUUUCCCACAAGAUAAAGGUUGGAUGGAUCGGGACGUAUUUCUAGAGUUUAUAAAAUAUUUUGUUGAUCAAACCAGACCGUCCACACAACAGCCAGUUCUUAUUAUCUUGGACGGCCACUGUUCUCAUACAAAAAGCUUGGCCGUCAUAAACUUUUGUCGUCAAAAUGGUGUCAUUUUAUUGUGUUUACCGCCUCAUUGUACACACAAAAUGCAACCAUUGGACGUUGCAUAUUUUAAAUCAUUUAUGACUUAUUACAACAUGCACAUAAAUAGAUGGUUGAAAAAUCAUUGCGGUCGUACCUUCGGCAUCUACCAAAUAGCUGGAGCUGUUAAAGAAGCCUUUGAGAAGGCUUCAAGUGUAGAGACUGCCACAAAUGGAUAUCGAAAAACUGGUAUUUGGCCAUUUAAUGACAGUGUAUUCCAGGAUUUCGAAUUUGCUGCAUCACAAACAACUGAAUUACGAGAUUCUGAAAAUAUGAAUCCAACGGAAGCGAAGGAAAUUCAUCGAGCAAUAAAAUGCCAUACUCCUCUAGAUGUGAAUUUGUUCGAAGAUCCCACCCCUUCUACGUCAAGAGAGCAAAGAACGCCUACACAAAAAAAAACAUCAAAAUAG
This is a messenger RNA of Anoplophora glabripennis (Asian longhorned beetle), 1017 nucleotides long. RefSeq lists its product as uncharacterized. Gene Ontology annotation, molecular function: DNA binding. The record is from RefSeq and is a predicted model, not a curated record. NCBI's taxonomy places the organism in Eukaryota, Metazoa, Arthropoda, Insecta, Coleoptera, Cerambycidae. Gene Ontology annotation, cellular component: nucleus. The coding region runs from base 1 to 1017 and encodes 338 amino acids. The transcript has a single exon.